UCCAGCUGAUGCGAGCGGUAGGGUUUGCAGACAGGAGACAAGAGAAUCCAUGGCAACAACAAUGGCAGAAGCCGAGACGCGUCAGAGGCUGCUACGCACCGUCAAGAAGGAGGUGAAGCAGAUCAUGGAGGAGGCUGUCACCAGGAAGUUUGUUCAUGAAGAUAGCAGUCAUAUUGUCUCCUUUUGCGCUGCGGUGGAGGCGUGUGUUCUUCAUGGGCUAAAACGGCGAGCGGCGGGCUUCCUACGGAGCAACAAGAUAGCGGCGCUCUUCAUGAAGGUGGGGAAGAGCUUCCCUCCAGCUGAGGAGCUGUGCAGGAAGGCCCAGGAGCUGGAGCAGAUCAUUGAGACCAAACGGAACCAAAAUUUGCAAAGCCAGGAUAGUUUGCGGAGGUUGCCCAGACUGCCCAGCCUCACCCCACAGGCUAUUAAAAACUUGUGGAUCCGCACAGCCCUAUUUGAGAAGGUGCUGGACAAAAUUGUACUUUACCUUGUGGAAAACAGCAGUAAAUUCUAUGAAAAAGAGGCUGUCCUAAUGGACCCUGUGGAUGGACAUAUUCUUGCAUCUUUGCUAGUUGGACCUUGUGCACUAGAGUACACAAAAAUGAAGACAGCUGACCACUUCUGGACUGACCCCUCAGCUGAUGAGCUGGUGCAGAGACACCGCAUCCAUGGUGGCCACUGUAGGCAGGACUCUCCCACCAAGAGGCCUGCUCUGUGUAUCCAGAAGAGGCACUCCAGCAGCAGCAUGGAUGAGCGGCCCUCCCCCUCGCCCUCCGCUCGUGACUACGUGGAGUCGCUGCACCAGAAUAACAGAGCUACCCUGCUGUUUGGCAAAAACAACGUGCUUGUACAACCGAGGGACGACAUGGAGGCCAUCCCAGGGUACCUUUCUCUACACCAGACCGCUGACAUCAUGACUCUGAAGUGGACGCCCAAUCAGCUGAUGAAUGGCUCUGUAGGAGACUUAGACUAUGAACGCAGCAUAUACUGGGAUUAUGCCAUGACCAUCCGGCUGGAGGAGAUCGUUUAUUUGCACUGUCAUCAGCAGGUUGAUAGUGGGGGAACAGUGGUGCUGGUCAGUCAGGAUGGGAUCCAGAGGCCUCCGCUUCGAUUCCCCAAAGGAGGCCACUUACUCCAGUUCCUAUCCUGUCUUGAGAAUGGCCUCCUUCCCCAUGGUCAGCUGGAUCCUCCGCUCUGGUCCCAGAGGGGAAAGGGCAAGGUUUUUCCUAAGCUGCGGAAAAGGGUUCCUCAGGGAUCCGGGUCGUCAGACUCAGUCUCAGAUAAGGAGGAGGAUGAAGCCACGGACUAUGUCUUCCGCAUCCUUUUCCCCAACAGCCAGUCCGAGUUUGUAAAUCCACCAGACCUGAUGGACCAGGGGGCUACGAUGUGGCAACCAACUCACAGGAAGUCCUCCUGCUCCUCCUGUUCCCAAGGGAGCCUCUCUGAAGGGGCACCGCCUAAUGGAUGCAACCAUGAGAGGGCCCCUUUGAAGAUGCUAUGCGACAACAUGAAGUACCAGAUCAUUUCUCGGGCAUUCUACGGCUGGCUGGCAUACUGCCGUCACCUGUCUACUGUCCGCACACACCUCUCUGCUCUGGUCAAUCACACCAUCGUGGAGCCUGACGUGCCAUGUGAUGCUUACAGGGGGCUCACUGCCGAGGUGUGGCAGACGUUCCUCCAGGACUGCACCGCCUAUGAGGAGCAGGAGUUGCUGCGUUUUGUCUACUUUGGUGGGGUGGAGCCCUCACUACGUAAAGAGGUGUGGCCCUUCCUUUUGGGCCACUACCAGUUUGGAAUGUCAGUUGAUGAGAGGAAAGAGGUGGAUGAGCAGGUCAAAGCAUGCUAUGAACAGACCAUGCACGAGUGGCUGGGCUGUGAGGCAAUUGUCCGCCAACGAGAGAAGGAGCAGCAUGCUGCAGCAUUAGCCAAGUGCUCCUCUGGGGCCAGUGUGGAUAUUACAACCCAGAAGAUGAUACACCGUGACUCCACUGUCAGCAAUGAGUCCUCCCAGAGCUGCAGCUCAGAUAGACAGAGUUUGGCUCGACUGCAGAGUGACUCCAGCAGUAGCACUCAGGUGUUUGAGUCUGUAGAGGAGGUGGACCAGAUUGAGAUGGAGCCCAAGACCGAAGAGGCCAAGCAGAUGCCCAAGAUGCCCAAUGGGGCACUCCAAAAUGGGACCAGCUCUCCUGACUCUGGACAUCCCUCCUCCCGCAACUUCUCUGUCACCUCUGGCAUAUCGGACGGCUCGCUCAGCACUGAGGAUGGCACUGCGCCCGAUGCAACCACAAAAUCUGUUGUCGCUCCUCGUGACGCAGCAGUGGAGAGCUUGGGCCUGCGGGACGAAAAGGAAAGCCAGGUCAAAGUGGACACACUGGUGAAGAAAGAAAAAGAGGAGGAUCAGCAAGAGGGGAAAACACCCAACAGGGCAAAAAAGACAGAGGACACCAAGACUGAGAUGCCAGAUGAUAAGAUGGCCCAGUCAGGAGAGGAGGGGCAGGCGAGGGCCUGUGAACGUAUACAGCUGCUGCCUAAAACAAAGGACACUGCUGUAGAACUAUCAGAGGAGUCCAGAGGUGUCAGUCCUGUGAAGACCGAACAGACGACAGGUUCGGGGGGAACCAGGUUGGAAAAUGGGGAGCAGAUCACAAUGGCAGUCGGUAAAGAAAUAAAAGCCACAGGACAAGAUGUCAAAUGUGAUACUUCAAAAUCAGAGUCAGGGAAAAUAGCCAAAGAAGUGCAGCAUGAGGAUAAUGUAAAGUUUGUAGAGUCAACAGAAGAGCAGAUCAGACUUGUUGAACAAACUGCCAAACAAGAGAUGGAAGUAGUGCCUAGUGAGCAGACAUCAAAGGACGAGGAGGCUGUUGAAAUGGAAAGUAAAGGAGAAUUGGAGGCAAAUCAGUCAGAGAAUUUGAAGAUGGGGGGGAUGUUAACAAAUAAGGCACAAAAGGACAUUUUGUCAAUGGAGCAGGAUAAGAUUGAGAAAGCCGAGGCAUUGGAGAAGAAUGUCAUUUUCACAGCAGAUGCUAGGUUCUCAAGAGCAAUGGAGGUCUUUUGCACCACCCGGAAUGACGAGGCUGAGGUCACAACUGAGUCUGAUGAGUCUCCCUCCGCCAUUGAGAUGGAGGAGAUCCCUAAAGCCAAAGUUUCCAUGGUACCCUGGGACAGAAGGGCCCCUUGUGAACCACUGUCUUCCUCUGAGGACUCGGCCCCCCACUUGGAGCUGGGGCUGGAUGAGGAUCAGGGAAAGAACAGCCCAGAGGGUACAGAGUCCAUCCUGUCUGAAGAGCCAGAAAUGGAGAGCCUCUACUCUCACUUUGAUUCUCCGUCUGUAGCUGGAGACACCAAGUGUGAAGAGACAUCUCCACUCUCCGCUGGCACUACCUACUCUCAAGAGCUUUUGGACUUGUACACGCUAAAUCUGCACCGGAUUGAAAAAGAUGUACAGCGUUGUGACCGGAACUACUGGUACUUCACCCCUUCCAACCUGGAAAAACUGCGCAACAUCAUGUGCAGUUAUAUCUGGCGGCACCUAGAAAUUGGUUAUGUGCAGGGCAUGUGUGAUCUGCUAGCUCCACUCCUAGUCAUUCUGGAUGAUGAGGCCAUGGCGUUCAGCUGUUUUACGGAACUGAUGAAGAGAAUGAAUCAAAACUUUCCACAUGGAGGAGCUAUGGACACUCACUUUGCCAACAUGCGCUCUCUCAUCCAGAUCCUGGAUUCUGAGCUCUUUGAGCUAAUGCACCAGAAUGGAGACUACACCCACUUCUACUUCUGCUACCGCUGGUUUCUUCUAGACUUCAAGCGAGAGCUGGUAUACGAUGAUGUGUUUUCAGUCUGGGAGACCAUCUGGGCGGCUAAAUAUGCCUCCUCCAGUCACUUUGUCCUCUUCAUUGCCCUGGCAUUAGUGGAGAUAUACAGGGACAUCAUACUGGAGAAUAACAUGGACUUCACUGACAUCAUUAAAUUCUUCAAUGAAAUGGCCGAGCAUCAUAACAUAAAGCAGAUCCUGUCACUGGCCAGAGACCUGGUGUCGAAGGUGCAGAUGCUUAUAGAAAACAAGUGAUGUUGUUAUUCGUCCUUCCUGGGUCUCAUCAUACAAGUGUGAAUAGCUGUAGCAGCGCAAGAGCUAUUACUAAAGUGGACUUGUGCUCACUAACACAUGUAUGCAUAUGCACAUACACAUUCAAACACACACAGAUUACAGUCACAGUAUGCUGCUAUGAGUCUCUAUCCACCUUAUCCACUACAAUGUAUGUGUUGUUAGCUGCUGUAUAAGGAUAUCACAUUUCAUAUCUACCAGUGACUCCAAGUUGGGGGAAGAAAUUUAAGAGCGGUUAUUCCUUAUCUUCUACGUAUUUUGUCGCAAAAUUUGUCAGGUGUGAAUUUUAUCUGAGUGCAUAUGGACUUGAUGUUUAGAGAUAAAGAGUAACUAAUUUUUAGCUGCAUAUAUCAAACCAAACUGCCACUUGCAAAGACAUCUAAAGAGAGACUAUAUUUAUGAGAGGAAGAAUAAUCCAAUGCAAGUGUGAUAACAGUCUAUUUUAACUAUUUUAAUAAGUACAGUCUGGACAUUAAAAAGAAAUUUAAAACAGAAGUCAGGUAAUGCCAUCUUUUAGGUAGGUCCAAAAAAAUAUAGACAUCUUUUAACUGGUUGCUUAUCAAAAUCUUUUUAAUCCAUACUCCUAAAAUCAAAUACAUUCCGCCAUUUAAGGGAGGGUCCUUUUUUUGUGCUUUUGAGGUUUCUAUAUCAUUCUGUGGCUCCCCAGUAGUGUUUCUUAUGUAUUCAAAUGCAAAAAUUCAAAUUUUGUCGAAGUACGUAUGUUUUGGCAUCAAAAUGCUAUUUUCCCAAGCCCUGCUAAAAACUUUCCCAUUGUGACCCUGAUGUAGGCCUCUGCACUUUCCUUUAACACUUGCAUCACUCUCCAUGCUUACACUGUCAGUGAGCUGUUAGUGCGUGUGUGUGUGUGUGUGUGUGGGGGGGGGGGGUCAGGCAUCAGCGCUAUCCUGCGUCACUGUGUUUUGCUAACGGCUGAGUGGUGGGCGUUUCCAUUUGAACAACCCGGAAAAGAACGCAGAUGGCGUCGCCCUUUAGAGUCCUAUACUUUGCUGAUUUUCUGCACCAACAUGCCUGGGGUUUUGGCCCACAAUAUAAUUCAACUUCCUCUAAUGUUUGGCACUGAACAGUGACAGUCAUUUAUGUUUCCAUGCCAUGGCCGGGAUUUAGUAUCAGACAGUGUUUUCAUCAAGUCUCAUAAACUACCUUGUCUACCAAAUAGUAUGUCUGUAUUUGUUGUGUGUGAUUGUACUGUAAUGAGAGAAAAAAGUUAUAUUAUGAAAAUAUCUUAUAUGUAUGACACAUAGGACGAGGUUUGCACAAAGCAAAAAGCCUGACAAUUCAAUAGUGCUCUUGUUCAUUUUUUCAUCAUCGAGCAACCCAUUGUAUAAUUUGUACAUUAUACUGUUUACUCUUUACCUUGGUUGUUUACUUGUAUCAUCUCUGAGAAUUCCCUAGUCUUUGAAUGCUAGUUUGAGCUUGAACACGCUAGUGAAGGGGAAAGAUUGGACGGCUUAUCUUGAACUAAAGGAUAAAUUCUGUUAUUUCCACUGUUUAUUCAGUUUUGAUGUACGAGUGGGCAAAAAAAAAAGAAAAGAAAAAAAAGUGGUUUGAUUCUUUGGUCAUAGCUGUAGAACCACUGUAAAUAAAUUGAAUCAAAACCAAAUUUAAUGUUAAUGCUAAAUGGGUUGCCUGGUCUCAACUGUGUAAAAGUUUUACUUAUGCAUUUGUUUUGCACAGAGUGAGGAAAGUAUGCGAAAUAUUUUGGCAUAUCCACAUUGGUCAUGGGAUAAAAUAUUCCCAGUUUAGAAUGAUUCAGCAGAGAGUUAGGAUGUGUGUUGUUGUUGACAUUAAUUUUCUAGCAUUAACAGCAGCUAAAUUUCUCCUAGAAUGAAAGUUACCAGAGGACACAACCAUUCACUUCAUUUGGUACAGGUGUCUUAGACAACUCUCAGAUGAAAUAAGCAUAUGAAUGUCACGUUUUAUAAGAACAGCAUUUAUCCUUUGAAACAGUCAAGGUAAUAUGGAUAACACUAGUAUGAUUUUGACAUAUCCACUAUGUUUGGAAAUGUAUGUGCUGUCAUCUCCUUUAAUACUAAUCUAAUGAUGAUGAAUAUCUCUUUGACCAACAUUAACAGUUGUCAUUCAUUGCCUAGAACUUAUAAGUUCUAACAGUGUUGUUUCAUGAAUGUGAUAAGAUUAAUUGCAGCUGCAAGUAUUGGUGGUUCUUUGUGAAUGCAAACUGCUAAAUCAGAUAAUAGAAUCAAUCUAUUUUAAUGUAACAUGAAUUUACUUGUCAACAUAUUUAUUUAUUUAUUCAUUCAAAAGCUGCUUUAUUGUAAAGCUAAUAUUCUUGUUAUUUUGUGGUCAGUUCUAAACGUGUAUUGUAAAACAAUCAAAUUCUAUCAAUGAAUUAUAUAUUAAAUGGUACAUGUUUUUAUAAUAAA
Molecule: messenger RNA, 6498 nt
Organism: Lampris incognitus (smalleye Pacific opah)
Lineage: Eukaryota; Metazoa; Chordata; Actinopteri; Lampriformes; Lampridae
Gene: sgsm1a
Product: small G protein signaling modulator 1a
Exons: 25
Coding region: 50-4060 (1336 amino acids)
Biological process (GO): activation of GTPase activity
Molecular function (GO): GTPase activator activity
Source: RefSeq, a predicted model, not a curated record